UUUUUUUUUUUUGAUUUCUAUACAGAUAUAUUUGUAUCAUGGUUACUGUACCAGCUCCUCCAACUCAAGUUGGUGCUGCUAUACCUGCUCAUACACCUCAUGCAGUUUCUGUUACACUUCCCACUUGGCAAGAUAAUGUCUAUUACGAAGAAGGUGAUGCUAGAGUGACCUCAAAAAUGGAAUGUGGCUACCCUCGUUUCUUCAUUCAUCCUUACAUUCAAAAAUUAUGUACUCGACUAGUGCAAAAGUUUGGUAAACCAGCUGAAAACGGCAUGCUCUUUCCUUCACGCAAGGUAGCAGAAAGGUGUCGAACGUUUAUGAAACAAUAUUAUACACCAGCUCAUGAUCGUGUGGGAAUUGUACGUAUUGCUCAAUGUGAAAUCGCCCCUUUGGAACCUUCUUGCGAACUACAACCUGUACCGAUCUUUAUUGUCUUAUUUCCAACCGAUGCUUUUUCAGUUGCUAAACAAUUUUGGCAACAUACUGGUGACAUUAUUUCUUCUCGAAUGGCUGAAUAUUGUUUACGGAUCAUGGAUCAAAAUGAAUCAACCACUACUCUCCCAACAACUCAAACCAUUGAACCUAAACCAAAACAUGGAACUGGACGAUAUGGACGUCGAAAUGUAGCAACCACUUCAUCAUCAACAACACCAUCUAAUAUAAGAAAUCAACAAGAUGAGGAAGAUACUGAUCAACAUUUUUAUGUCGAAGAACGUUAUGGACGCAAUUUACCUGUGGAAUACUCUGAUCGGGCAAAGCGGGCCCUGAAACGACGCAUUGCUGGUGUCUUGACUGAAGCUGAACAAACUAAUCUUGCUCUGACAACCACUCAACAAGAUCUGGAACAACAACGAUUAAGAAAAGGCGAUCGAGGUAUUAAAGGAUUAUCUGAAGAUGAUGUUUAUUUGUUUCCAUCUGGUAUGAGUGCAAUCUUCCAUGCAUUCCUUGCCACUACUUUGGUUGGUGAUGCUUCUAGAUCAAGUGUUUGUUUUGGAUUCCCUUAUACAGAUACAUUGAAAAUUUUACAAAAGUUUGGAGCUGGAUGCCACUUUUAUGGAAUGGGAGAAGAUGAAAACAUUGAUGAAUUGGAAGCUUUAUUACAAUCUGGAGAACGUAUCUUGGGUCUGUUUUGUGAACUUCCCUCGAAUCCUUUAUUGAAAUCACCCAACAUCAAACGACUUCGACAAUUGGCUGAUACUUAUAGAUUCUUUAUUGUGGUGGAUGAAACCAUUGGCAAUUUUAGCAAUGUUAGUGUUUUAGAAUGGGCUGAUAUGGUGGUUAGUAGUUUGACCAAGGUCUUUUCAGGUGAUAGUAAUGUCAUGGGUGGAAGUUUGGUAUUAAAUCCUAAUCGUCGUCACUAUCAAGCACUUGUAAAUGCUUUGACAUCUGAUUAUGAAGAUUUAGUAUGGGGUGAAGAUGCUGUUUUUAUGGAACGUAACUCUAGGGAUUUCCGUGCUCGAUCCAAGAUCAUCAAUGAAAAUGCAGAAGCUAUAUGUGAUUUAUUGUCAUCUCAUCCUAAAGUGGUACAUGUUUAUUAUCCAAAAUAUACAACCAAGGAACACUAUCUAGCAGUCAAGAAUGUGGAUGGUGGAUUUGGAGGACUCUUCUCGUUGAUGUUAAAAGGGGAAAAACAAGCUACUCAAUUCUACGACAAUCUCAACUGUGCCAAAGGUCCUUCUCUUGGAACCAACUUUACUUUAGCCAGUCCCUAUACAAUCCUUGCUCAUUACACAGAAUUGGAUUGGGCUAGUCAAUUUGGUGUUGAACGUCAUUUGAUUCGGGUGAGUGUCGGUUUGGAAGAUCGUGAUCAUCUUUUGUCCAUGUUCAAACACGCAUUGGAUGCCGUUACUGAAGAAUGACAUCUUAUCAUUUAGUGUUAGUUUUUAUAGUUUAUAUUUAGAAUAAUAAUAAAAUGACAAAUAAUGUUUAUGAUUUUGUUUUCAGUGUCUCUCUUUUUUAAAAAAAA
Halteromyces radiatus is the source of this 1966-nucleotide messenger RNA. Its product is annotated as pyridoxal phosphate-dependent transferase. The transcript is spliced from 5 exons. Gene Ontology annotation, biological process: transsulfuration. NCBI's taxonomy places the organism in Eukaryota, Fungi, Mucoromycota, Mucoromycetes, Mucorales, Cunninghamellaceae. The coding region runs from base 39 to 1859 and encodes 606 amino acids. Gene Ontology annotation, molecular function: pyridoxal phosphate binding; cystathionine gamma-synthase activity. The record is from RefSeq and is a predicted model, not a curated record.